This is a messenger RNA of Zootermopsis nevadensis, 1052 nucleotides long. RefSeq names its product DNA-directed RNA polymerase II subunit Rpb7 (gene Polr2G). Lineage: Eukaryota; Metazoa; Arthropoda; Insecta; Blattodea; Termopsidae. Gene Ontology annotation, biological process: positive regulation of translational initiation; transcription initiation at RNA polymerase II promoter; DNA-templated transcription. Gene Ontology annotation, cellular component: P-body; RNA polymerase II, core complex. The record is from RefSeq and is a predicted model, not a curated record. Gene Ontology annotation, molecular function: single-stranded RNA binding; single-stranded DNA binding; translation initiation factor binding.
UUCUAUUAUCUUUGGUUGGGUGUGUUUUGUAAGCUGCUGAGGUCUGUGUUGAUAAUCUGCAGAUGACGUAAACUUUUAGUAACGCACUACUUGAAUGAUUCGAUUGCCAAACGAAAUAAGGUUGCUUCCAAAUAUGCAGUGAGGGUAUUUUUCACUUCUUCUUAAACUAACAUGUUUUAUCAUAUUUCAUUGGAACAUGAGAUUCUUCUGCAUCCCCGUUAUUUUGGUCCACAGUUACUGGAGACAGUUAAACAAAAGUUAUAUACUGAAGUAGAAGGAACUUGUACUGGAAAGUAUGGCUUUGUAAUAGCUGUAACCUCCAUUGACAACAUUGGGGCGGGACUCAUACAACCUGGUCAGGGAUUUGUUGUGUAUCCUGUGAAAUACAAAGCUAUUGUGUUCAGGCCUUUCAAGGGAGAGGUUCUAGAUGCUGUUGUAACUCAAGUGAAUAAGGUUGGAAUGUUUGCUGAAAUUGGACCUCUAUCAUGUUUCAUUUCGCAUCAUUCCAUUCCAGCUGACAUGCAGUUCUGUCCAAAUUUUAACCCACCUUGUUACAAGUCAAAAUAUGAGAAUGUUGUUAUCCAGGCAGAUGAUGAAAUACGUCUAAAGAUUGUGGGUACAAGAGUUGAUGCGUCUGGUAUUUUUGCCAUUGGGACCUUAAUGGAUGACUAUCUUGGUUUGGUAUGCAGCUAGUUGAUGAUGUCUGUAACACGCAGACACAGAAAGUAUUCUAAUCCUUUGCAAUUCAGAGACAUUGUGCUCCAUUGUACAGGUUGGUAUGAAAGAUAAUUAUGAUUUGAUUAUUUUUGACAUACAAUUUUCAAAAACUGGGAACUUCCAUGCAUAUUAGACUGAAAAGAGGUGAUAUUAUAUUAUAGAACUCUGGAUUUGAGCAUUGAGGUUUUUGUCACAAAACUGCUGUACAUGUUUGUAGUGUUACUUUAAAAUAAUGGCUGUCUGAAUGUUAGAAUCAUACAUUGUCAUUGUUUGCUGUUAAUUUAUCUUAUUUUUGUGAUUAUAUAAAAAUAAAACAUUCAUACAUUUUUAUAGUA